Gilbertella persicaria is the source of this 600-nucleotide messenger RNA. RefSeq lists its product as uncharacterized. The transcript has 3 exons. NCBI's taxonomy places the organism in Eukaryota, Fungi, Mucoromycota, Mucoromycetes, Mucorales, Choanephoraceae. The record is from RefSeq and is a predicted model, not a curated record. The coding region runs from base 1 to 600 and encodes 199 amino acids.
AUGCCUGAAUCGUUUUUUACUGCUUUUAUAAACUACCAUUUUGACUAUUUUGUGAAUGAAUUCAUCAUACCCUUUUAUUUCAAACCAACACGAAUAGCACCUAAACACUCUAUAUCACCACUACCACCACCAUUACUGAUCAAAGAUAAAGAAGAGAUAACAAGUCUAAUUGAUCAUAUCUGUUCAAGUCCAGUACAGACUGAUUGUUGCAAGAAGAAAAAAAGGCAUUAUUCGAUAUCCAUUUCAGACAGCAUUGAAUUUUGUCACCCCUUUGAUAAUUUACCUCAACUUUCACCAAGUCUAUCGACGUGUUCACAAAGUACAGUAUGGAGCUCUUCGUCUACAGAUACUAAGAAAUCAAGAGUGGAAGAAAUCAUUGACUGGUUCGAAGCAGGUAGUUAUCAUCGGCCCGAGCGUCGCUAUAGCGUAGACUCUUAUCAGCCUAAACGAUAUCUGAUUCCACAACGCAAGUUUGAAUACCAACCUACUGUUCAUGAAUGGAAGAAAAGAGAAGCUGGUACUUUUCCUCUUUCUGCAUCUCAAUCAACACCAACCAGACGAACAAUGUUUUCUAUUCCUGAAAAACCAAAAGCAGUGUAG